AUGAGGAUAGAUGCCAAAAAGGAUUUGGGCAUCCGGGUCUCCUCAAACUUGUCCUUCUCACUGCACCAUGAGAAAUCGGCCCAAAAGGCAUUCGCCAUUUUACGGAUGAUCCAACGCACCUUCUCCCGGCGCACAAAGGACGUCACCCUCAUUGAGCGUGUCCAGCGGGCCGCCACGAGAAUGGUUACCGGCCUCAAAUCCAUGGACUACGAAACGCGUCUCGCGAUGCUUGACCUCUUUCCUCUGGAGGACCGUCGCCUCCGAGGGGACCUAAUUCUUACUCACGCCCUGUUUGAACAAAGCUUGGCAAACAGGCUUUUCACCGUUGACCCAGCAAACACACGGCGGGUACAUAGAAAGAAAAUUUUCAACCUCAGAGCACAUACAUUCAUUAGAAAAUUUUUUUUCUCAUUUCGGGUACUGCGUGGAAUGACCUUCCUCCGACGGUUGUCCACGCUCCUUCUAGAACCCAGUUUAAAGCACUAUUAG
Opisthorchis viverrini is the source of this 489-nucleotide messenger RNA. RefSeq lists its product as hypothetical. The record is from RefSeq and is a predicted model, not a curated record. The coding region runs from base 1 to 489 and encodes 162 amino acids. Lineage: Eukaryota; Metazoa; Platyhelminthes; Trematoda; Opisthorchiida; Opisthorchiidae. The transcript is spliced from 3 exons.